AUGUCAAGGCAAGGAAAAGAAGGGCAAAAUGAUGGGGGACUGAAAGAUAAACAGCAAAAGAGACCAAUAAUACGACAGUUAAGGGUACCAAUACGAUCAAAUGUGACGGAAGAGUAUAGAGGCUUUAUCCCUCUCCCGCAUUCUGAUAUCAUGGAAGAGGAAAUCAGAACGUUGGAUGCAGAAAUCUUUUGGAACGACUAUGUUAAGCGAAGGUGUCCAACUGUGAUUAAUGGACUGAUAGACGAUAAUGGCUUCGAUGGCGAAAGAUGGAAGGAUUUAAACUAUCUAAGAUCAAUUGCUGGAUCAACACAAGUCAAGAUUGAACCUGUCGAUCCCAUCAAUGAUCGAUUUGGAACGGGCGCUCAAAGAAGGAUAGUUACGCUAAGUCAAUUCUUAGAUAUGCUUCAAGAUGAGAAGCAAGCUGGAAAGUGGUAUAUGACAACACAAUACAUAGACGAUGAAUCAGAAGAAGAAGAGAUCAGCAAUUCAACUUCCAGUGAUUCAAGUCGUCAAGAUGAAGCAAAUAAUCUCUUUCCCCGCUUGUCAAAAGAUGGCACGAUUGCUUCCUCCACUACAACCUCUCCGCCUACCAGCACAAGUCAAAAGCAGUCAGAUUCGGAUUCUCCUAGGAUUCUUGAGGAUGAAGAACUUCUUCCGGCACCCGACCUGGAUUUCUCUUUACCUCCACCAACAGACGCCUUGGCACAUUUGUUCCCACUUCCUACACCAAAAUUACUUGGAGGAUUGGUGUUGCAACAAUGCAAUCUUUGGCUCGGCAAUGGAACUUCGGGUAAAAGUAGUGGUUUGCAUCAUGAUUUCCAUGAUAACCUCUAUAUGGUAUUGUCAGGCUGCAAGAGGUUCUUAAUUUGGCCGCCAACCUGCCAUCGUUGGUUAGAACCUACCGGAGAUAUUUUUCGCGUUCAUUCAAAUGGUUUGAUCGAAUAUGAUAUCGCUGAUGAGCCUCCUCUACGUGCUGAUGGCUUGACGUCCCAUGAAGCUGCUCUAUGGCGAGUUCGUGCGAGAAAGAGAGUGUUGCUAGAAGCAGAUGAAGCAGCAGCAUCGCUAGCAGGCGAGGAGAAAGUCAAAAAGGCACUCCGGAAAGGCAAAGGAAAGCAAACGAAAGAACAAGAAGUUGCUCUGAUACUACUACGGGAAGCUGAAAUGCAAGAAUUGAUUAUCAGAAUGGACAACGAACGAAAUUUAGAAGCGAACGGUAAUGUAACUUCGUCUGACCUUUCUGAUGAUGAAAUCGAAAGUGAUUUCAUGACAGAUCGAAGUGAUAGCUACGGUAAUGGAAGCAAAGGUUUAAGUGAUGACGAAAGCGAUACUAGCCAAACGUUUGGAGCUCAACGUCAAAGUUUCGGCGAUAAACAAUUUGGCGGUGAAGGUUUUGAUGUUUUCAAAGCUUUGCUUUCUUAUACGCCAAUGGAAGAAGGAGAAGAUGAUGAUUCAUUCGAAGAAUCUGAAGGAUCAAUUGAUGAAAUUCAAGAUGGUCAGCAUCGAAGAAAGAGGAGAAGAGCAGGAAGCUUUUUGCAUAUUCCACCGGGCGGUUUACCUGGCGGCCUUCGUGGAUCGUUACGCGAUCCUGAUGGAAGGUAUGAUAGUGACAUCAGCGGCGAUAUUAGCGAUUCGGAUGAAUUUAUCAUGGCUGCAAUGGAAGAUGACGGGCAGAUGGGUCAAGAAGAGAUCUUCAAUUUGCCAAUGGUACCCGUGAUUGAAGGAGAAUGGAGUGGGGAGGACGAUGGGGAAGCGCUAGGAGGAAAUGGUGCUGCUUUGCGCAGAGUCUUUCCUGGAAACGCAUUUGAAGUGGUAAACAGCGAAGACGAUGACGAGGAAGACAGCGAUGAAGAUGAGGAUGAGGAGGAGAGCAGUGAGGAAGACAGCAACGAAGAGAAAGCCGUGGAGGUUGUUACCGAUAACGAUGAUGUCCACAAGCUCCCAUUUGCUCAGCUAGAUGAGGUUAGCAGCGAGUCUUCAAAAGCCGGUGAGCCUGUAGAAGAAGAUGAGGGAUCUUCAGAAGGUGCUCUUAUGGGAGAGGGAGAGGACGACUCGGAAGAAGAUGAGGGAGCGCUGUUCGCAAAGCUUGCCAACGCAGAGGAUGAUGAGGACGAAGACGAAGAUGAAGAGGAGGAGGACGAUGACGACGAGGAUGUCUGGCCAGAAGAUGCAGAAGAUGGAGAGUCUUUGCUUAAUCAGCUUGCUGCUAUGGAACAAAAUAGUGCCCCACAAAAUGGAGCAAAAGCCUUCUCUCCACCUACUGCAGCUGAAAAAGAUGAAGACCCAUCAAGUUUCAGUCGUAUUGCCCCACAAGCAUUGCAUUGGUUCUUUGAUGUGCCUAACGAUCCGUCAAACAAAGAUGAGAUUGUAUCAGAUGAUCCACCGCGCAUUCCCGGUGGACCGACGCUUGUGCCACGGGAAAAUUGUCCGGAUCCAUGGGAAAUUCAUCUCAAACCUGGUCAAAUGCUUUAUUUACCUGCAAGCUGGUAUCAUGAAGUGACUUCGUACUGUGAUCCAAACGAAAAGGAUGGAAAUAACGUUCAUAUGGCUCUCAAUUAUUGGUUCCAUCCGCCAACUGCUGUAGAAAGUAGGGAGGGGCUGUCAAAGCGAAAGCUUACUGCAUUGAAUCUUGACGGGACACCAAAAGUAGGCAAAGAAGCAAGAAUGCAAGCAAAAGCACGUUCUUCAGGUAGCACGGAUAUUGAUGAAAAUGUUCCGUCUGCACGUCAUCCUUACCUUGAUAGGGAAGUAUGGGAUGAAAUUCGAAGAGAGGUGAACAGAAGAGUUGACGAAAUACGGAAAAGAUCGGCAAAGAAAGCUGAAAGGGAUGAAAUCAUCAGUGGGAAACGUAAAGCUGAAUCUCCAUCAAUUGAGACAGGCGAAGAAGAUACGACCGCACUUCCUCCCACGAAAAGAUCACGCGGUGAUGAAUAA
Messenger RNA from Meira miltonrushii, 2931 nucleotides. RefSeq lists its product as uncharacterized. The record is from RefSeq and is a predicted model, not a curated record. The transcript has 2 exons. Gene Ontology annotation, molecular function: 2-oxoglutarate-dependent dioxygenase activity. NCBI's taxonomy places the organism in Eukaryota, Fungi, Basidiomycota, Exobasidiomycetes, Exobasidiales, Brachybasidiaceae. The coding region runs from base 1 to 2931 and encodes 976 amino acids.